GCCACUUUCUUCUUCUUCUUAACGUCGUCUCCUCAUCGCUUGGUGUCGCCACCGCCGCCGCCGCCGUCUUUCGUCACUGCAGCGUCCUCCAAGCGGUCCUGCGCCGUUUUCUACACUGUUGUUGUUACUGGUUGCAUCUAGAUCCUGUAUGUUUCACGUGGGUUUUCAGAAUCCAAAUUGAUCCGAUUGCCUCAAAUUACAAUGGCUGAUUCCACGUCUAGGAUAUGUGUGAAGAAUUUGCCCAAGUUCAUAGAUGACAAUCGCCUUCGUACUUUGUUCUCUGAAAAGGGAGAGAUUACAGAUGUUAAGCUUAUGCGGACCAAGGAUGGGAAGAGCCGACAAUUUGCUUUCAUUGGGUUUCGCACGGAGCAUGAAGCUCAAGCAGCGAUACAAUACUUCAACAAAUCUUUUCUCAGUACUCACAGGAUCGCCUGUGAGAGUGCAUGGAAAGUCGGGGAUCCAAAAAUUCCCCGACCUUGGAGUAAACAUUCGAAAGAAAAGAAGGGCAUUAAGGAUGGGAUGGAAGUUGAAGAUGACAAAAAUUUAAGUUUUUUGGGGUCUAAAGAAGAGGGUGAUGACCUUAAAUUGAGUAUUCAAGAUGAUGACCCUAAAAUCCAAGAGUUUCUUCAAGUGACACAACCUCGGGUUAAUUCAAAAGUGUGGGCAAAUGACAUUUUGAUGGCUCCAGAAACUAAUCAAAACGGAAAAGGAAAGGAGAAACCAAGUCACAUGAAAAAGAUAGAUGGAAAAAAACUGAAGUUGGUGAAUGUUGAUGGAGAUAAAGCUGAGGAAAUGAAAACUUCAUUGCAUACUAACUCUGCACAUGAUGAUAAAAUUUCGGAUAUGGAAUAUUUUAACAGCAGGGUGACGAAAAAAUGGUCAGAUUCAGAGACCAGUGAUGAUGAUAAUAUUGAUGAGGAUGCUAAAAAUGAGGAUGAAACUAUUAAGAAAAAAAUGGAGAUGAAGGAUGUUCAGAUGGUAGAUUCCAAGUUACCACUAGAAACAGAGGCCGAAGAAGAGGACCAUUCCAAUCAUUGUGAUGCAGAUUUACUCCACAUGGAGGAAUCCUCUUCAAUUCUGGAAGAUAAGAAGGAUGAAAUGCUGGAGAACGGGAGACUCUUUGUUCGUAAUCUUCCAUAUGCAGCGACCGAAGAAGAGUUAGAAGAGCACUUCCGAAAAUAUGGCACUGUCUCGGAGGUACAUAUUGUAGUUGAUAAAGAUACAAGACGUUCUAAAGGCAUUGCUUAUAUCCUUUACGGUCAUCCAGAAUUUGCAAAAAGGGCACUUGAAGAAUUGGACAGUUCAAUUUUCCAAGGGCGAUUAUUGCAUGUCAUGCCCGCUCAACUGAGGAAAACAUUCGAGAAACCAGAGGAAAAUAUUUUAGAGGACCAAAGGUCAAAAUCCUUCAAGAAAAAGAGAGAGGAAGAGAGAAAAGCGUCUGAAGCUAGUGGCAAUACAAGAGCAUGGAAUAGUUUAUUCAUGCGCCCUGAUACAAUAUAUGCAUAUGGAGAUUACUCAGCUUAUUCUUUUACGAGUCUUUUUAUCUUGUCUAUCCAGUCUAUUUACUUGCUUUUACCUUUGUCCUAUUUUCUUCAGUCACGAUCUCUUUUCGUCAAGAACCUCAAUUUUAAAACGUCUGACGAAAGUUUGAGAAAGCAUUUUAGUGAACACAUGAAAGGGGGAAGAAUAUUGAGCGCCAAGGUAAAGAAGCAUAUAAAAAAAGGACAGCAUGUUUCAAUGGGUUUUGGAUUUUUGGAAUUUGAUUCAGUGGAGACUGCCACAAGUGUCUGCAGUAAUUGGCAGGGAACUGUUUUGGAUGGCCAUGCCGUCAUGUUACAAAUGUGUCAUGUCAAGAAGGAUAAUCAAGGGCAAAGAAAAGUAGAUAAGGAAAAGAGUUCGACAAAAUUACUCGUAAGAAAUGUGGCCUUCGAGGCGACAGGGAAAGAUCUAAGACAACUGUUCAGUCCAUACGGACAGAUUAAGAGCUUAAGACUGCCAAUGAAGUUCGGAAAGCAUAGAGGCUUUGCAUUUGUGGAGUUUGUAACAAAGCAGGAAGCACAAAAUGCAUUUCAAGCACUUUCAAACACCCAUUUGUAUGGCCGACAUCUUGUCUUAGAGAGAGCGAAAGAAGGCGAGAGCUUGGAACAACUGAGGGCCCGAACGGCUGCUCAGUUUAGCAACGAUCAAGGCAAGUCUCAAAAUCCAAUUUUGUCUAAGAAGAGGAAGCAGAGGGCUGAGUAAAUCAUAUAUAAGGUUCAUGGUAGUUUGGAUGAUUAUAUAUGAUCAAUUUUGUAAUUGCUUAUUAGUUGUAUCAUAUGUUGUUUUGUUCAAUGGGAGCUGCUUCCCUCAUACUGUAUAUGAACACACACACACACAGUUCAGGUCAUCACAUAAUCUAUUUUCUUUCAUUCAUAAUAACAUCUG
This is a messenger RNA of Cucurbita pepo subsp. pepo (vegetable marrow), 2424 nucleotides long. The record is from RefSeq and is a predicted model, not a curated record. NCBI's taxonomy places the organism in Eukaryota, Viridiplantae, Streptophyta, Magnoliopsida, Cucurbitales, Cucurbitaceae.